Canariomyces notabilis is the source of this 760-nucleotide messenger RNA. RefSeq lists its product as uncharacterized. The coding region runs from base 173 to 724 and encodes 183 amino acids. The transcript has a single exon. The record is from RefSeq and is a predicted model, not a curated record. Lineage: Eukaryota; Fungi; Ascomycota; Sordariomycetes; Sordariales; Chaetomiaceae.
UCCAUGGGGCGAGGUAGAGAUUGAGGGUCGCGGGAAGGGAGGUUUUGUGACUGUGGAACGGCCACUGACGGCGGGUCUUGGCGGCGACGAGCGAAACCAACCGGGCGUUCCUCGGUGACAUGGUUGACACAGUGGGGUUCGACGGGGGAGUCCAGCGCGAAGUGGAGUGAGCAUGGGUCUGCGGACACUAAUUUGGGUGAUCGCUGUCUUCCUUUUGACGGCUGUUAAGUCCCGAAACUUUAUUCAGACAACAGACCAGUGCCAGCUGGCCCAAGACGACCGGGUACUGCCGAUGUUGCAUCCUUACCUCUGCAACGCUGGGCAAGCAGCGCCAUGUGCCGCACAACCAAGACGACCGGAAUGCGAGCGCCGAGCUGCCAGUGCUCAGCUCGCAACAGCUGCGGGUCUCCGGGUGGGGCAUCUCGGGUCCGUGUCGGCUGAGGUCCGCUCCUCGCUCCGCUGUCGCAUUCUUGUGCUGUUUGCUCCUGCUGCCUGGCGACGGCCAUGCGUUUCAAGAACCAGGGAAACGGGGAGUCUUGUCAGCUUUGGACCCCAAAACGCGAAACGAUCGAUUUCCCCCUGCACCUGCACCCGCACACCGACGCCACUCUGUGGCUGUCGCUGCUGUGUCUCCCAAUUGCUCUCGUCUGCGGGGACGCUAACGCCCUUCUACCAGUUUGUCGGGACUGGCUGGGGGGUAAGAAGGGCAUUUUGGUGCGCCUGAAGUCGCUUUUCGGCGCUAAGAUCAGCGAACAAGCAU